Molecule: messenger RNA, 1467 nt
Organism: Rhinichthys klamathensis goyatoka
Lineage: Eukaryota; Metazoa; Chordata; Actinopteri; Cypriniformes; Leuciscidae
Product: tubulin alpha-8 chain-like
Exons: 4
Coding region: 68-1417 (449 amino acids)
Biological process (GO): mitotic cell cycle; microtubule cytoskeleton organization
Cellular component (GO): cytoplasm; microtubule
Molecular function (GO): structural constituent of cytoskeleton; GTP binding
Source: RefSeq, a predicted model, not a curated record
UGUGUUUUAUAUUUCCAGGGUUUGAAGGCUCAGAAUUAAUUCCUACUUGCUGUGAUACUCGAGCAUAAUGAGGGAGUGCAUUUCCAUACAUAUUGGUCAAGCAGGUGUCCAGAUGGGUAACUCUUGCUGGGAGUUGUAUUGCUUGGAGCACGGCUUCCAGCCAGAUGGGACCAUUGUUGGAGAUGGCAGCUUAUUGGCAGACUCCUCUUUUGGCACUUUCUUCAGUGAAACGGGUGCUGGGAAGCACGUUCCUCGUGCAAUGUUCAUUGAUCUGGAGCCGACAGUUGUUGAUGAGAUCCGCAAUGGACACUAUCGACAGCUGUACCACCCUGAGCAGCUCAUCAGUGGCAAGGAGGAUGCCGCCAAUAAUUAUGCUCGUGGUCACUAUACCAUUGGCAAGGAGAUCGUAGACUCUGUGCUCGACCGGAUGCGCAAAAUGGCGGACCAGUGCACCGGUCUGCAAGGGUUCCUGAUCUUCCACAGUUUUGGUGGUGGAACCGGCUCUGGUUUCACUUCUCUGCUGAUGGAGCGACUAUCUGUCGAUUACGGUAAAAAGUCAAAGUUGGAGUUUUCUGUAUAUCCUGCCCCGCAAGUCAGCACGGCUGUGGUUGAGCCCUACAACUCGAUUCUCACGACCCACACCACUCUCGAGCACUCGGACUGUUCCUUCAUGGUGGAUAACGAAGCCAUCUUCGACAUCUGCAAGCGAAACCUCGAUAUCGAGCGCCCCUCAUACACUAACCUGAACCGGCUCAUCGCCCAGAUUGUGUCCUCCAUUACUGCGUCACUGCGCUUUGACGGCGCCCUAAAUGUUGACCUCACGGAGUUCCAGACAAACCUGGUCCCGUACCCUCGCAUUCACUUUCCACUGGUCACCUACGCCCCUAUCAUUUCAGCUGAAAAGGCCUACCAUGAGCAACUCUCCGUACCGGAAAUCACCAAUUCCUGCUUCGAGCCAGCAAACCAGAUGGUGAAGUGUGACCCUCGCCGGGGAAAAUACAUGGCCUGCUGUUUGCUGUACCGUGGUGACGUGGUUCCGAAAGAUGUCAACGCCGCCAUAGCCAACAUCAAGACUCGGCGCUCCAUCCAGUUUGUAGACUGGUGUCCUACUGGGUUUAAGGUGGGAAUCAACUACCAGCCGCCCACCGUUGUGCCAGGAGGGGAUCUGUCCAAAGUGCAGAGAGCCGUGUGCAUGCUAAGCAACACCACCGCCAUCGCAGAGGCAUGGGGACGCCUGGACCACAAGUUUGACCUGAUGUACGCGAAGAGGGCUUUUGUUCACUGGUACGUGGGUGAAGGGAUGGAGGAAGGAGAGUUCUCGGAGGCUCGGGAAGACAUGGCUGCCCUGGAGAAAGACUAUGAGGAGGUUGGUGCCGAUUCCACAGAGGACUGUGGGGAGGAGGAUGAAGAAUUUUGAAGAUGAUAAAUGUAUUUGUAAUUGAGUAAAUAAAUUUGAGAGCAUUAGAA